Messenger RNA from Metopolophium dirhodum (rose-grain aphid), 2376 nucleotides. It is a transcript of the gene Gen, whose product is annotated as flap endonuclease GEN. The coding region runs from base 439 to 1872 and encodes 477 amino acids. The transcript has 7 exons. The record is from RefSeq and is a predicted model, not a curated record. Gene Ontology annotation, molecular function: four-way junction DNA binding; 5'-flap endonuclease activity. Lineage: Eukaryota; Metazoa; Arthropoda; Insecta; Hemiptera; Aphididae.
GUCGACGGCCGCCAUUUUCUUGGGGGUAUUUAGAUGUCUGUGUCCGCGGUAAUCACAAAUCGUUAAAUUUUGAAUUGUUGAUAAAUCCGUUUUGCUGCUAUAGUGAUAGUAGUUAAUAAUAAUGAUUAUUCCUUUAAUAUAAAAUAUAAAUAUAAUUAUUAAGUCUAAUGGUUAGGUUUAGUCCGGGAGCUAACAUCACAGACAUCUACUAUACUAUAUGUUGUAGUUUGUACAAUUGUAAUAAUUUUAAUUUAUAACUUAUUGCGAGUUUCGACUAUUUCAAGACUUCGAGUGGUGACUUUAGAAUCGUAUUAAUAGUUACAUUUAAUUUGAUGCUUUUAAAAAUUUAUAUUUAUAGUAAUGGUAUAUAACAUGCAAUUAACUUACGUGUGCAUUUUUCGAUCAGUUCUUUGAUAAUCUUGUGCUUCUACUUUUAAAAUGGGUGUAAAAAGUCUUUGGUCACUGUUAACACCAGUGGCAGAAAAAAUGCCUCUUUGGGAGUUGCAUGGCAAGGCAAUUGGCAUAGAUUUAAGUGGAUGGGUGUGUGACAGUGAAAAUUUAAAUCACAACAUAAGCCAAAAAAAUAUGUACUUAAGGAACUUAUUUUUUCGCACUUGUAAUUUAUUGUUAAUUGGUGCCAUACCAAUAUUUGUUUUGGAUGGAGAACCACCACUUUUAAAAUAUGGUACUAUAGAAAAACGUAUUAAUGGGAAUAAAGCACCAAUAAAGACUAAUAUUAUUCGCAAACGACUAAAUUCAUUACAAAAACAAUGUGAAUUGUUGUUGAAUAUCAUGGGGGUAACUUGCGUUUAUAGUCAUGGAGAAGCAGAACAGUUAUGUGCUAUACUCAAUGAAAAAGGGAUAGUAAAUGGCAUUGUCACUCAAGAUAGUGAUUGUUUUUUGUACGGUGCUCGUAUUGUAUAUAGAAAUUUUAAUGUAACUGGAAACGGGUCUGUUGAUGUUUAUUGCAUGGGAUCAAUUGAAAAAAAUCUAAAAAUUGGACGCAACAAAAUGAUAGCUUUAUCAUUGCUAUGUGGUUGUGAUUAUGAUGAAAAAGGUGUUUUAGGAAUUGGAAAAGAUACUGCAAUUAAGUUUCUUCAAUCAUUAGAUGAUGAUGCUGUCCUUGAUCGCUUGAGACAUUGGAGAAAUGAUCCAGUUUUAAAUUCUGCUGCCAUGGAUAUUAAAUCACAGACUAAUGAAAUAAAGCUAGAGUUGAAAAUAAGGAAUAAAGCUAUAGAAAACAAAAGCUUUCCAUCUGAAGCAGUUAUUGAAGAAUUCUUAAAAGUACCGAAUUAUCCAGAAGUGUCUGCAAAAUGGAAUCUACCAGACAUUAAUUCUUUUAUUGAAUUUGCAUUAACAAAACUGUGUUGGGAAAGAGAGUAUGCAAUAGAUAAAUUUUUGCCAUUACUUACUAGGUGGCAUUUAAUGUAUGACGAUAAGUUUCAAGCGAAUAUUUUAAUGACUGAAAUUGUUAAAAAGCGUGUCAAUAAAGGAAUAAAAUGUUAUGAAAUAAAAUGGAAUAAUUAUGAAAUAACAUCUAUUGAACCUCAAACAGCUGUUCAAAGAAGAUAUCCAAAUGAAGUUUCAAUCUAUGAAGAUAUGCAUUCUACGUCUUCUAGAAAAAUAAAGAAAAAAAUUACAAACCAUGAUAAUAAUCUAUUUGAUAUAACAAAUACAUUUUCUUCAAUGAACAUUUCAAAAAAAAACAAACAGCCUAGAAAAAUAAAUGAAGCAAAAGAAAAUGUUAAAGGUCCCUUGGAUCAAUUUUUAAUGAAGGGAAAAGUUAAAGACGAUAGUUUGACAUUGUCUGACUUUGAAUGUGAUACUGUUGACUUGGAUAUGUCUGAAAUAAUCAACGGAAUUAUAACUUAAAUUUUAUAUCUAUAUCAUAAGAAUUCUCAAUGUAAAAUAAAUGCUUUGUUUUAUUAUAAUUUAAAAUAUUUUUUUUUGUAUUUCAUUGUUUUAUUAAAAAAAUAAAUUGUGUUAUAAUAAAAACUAAUCAUUAUAUAAUAUUUUGUUCUAAUCAAAAAGCUGAUAAGAAUUAUUUACAAUUAUUAUUCAUAAUAUUACAAAAAUAUCAAAAUAAUGACACAAUACCAUUAAUACUAUAAUUGAAAAAAUAAACCAUGGCUCAUAUUACUAAAUAGUAAAUACUAUAGUAUAUAAUACUUUAGUAUGAAGUGCACAAUUUAUUUUUUAUAUGUAUUAUUGCAAUGUACUAUGUAGUAGUCACAAAAUAUAUUACCUUGAAAAAAUGAUUCAAUUAUUAAGUUGGUGAUCAUAUCUGAUCACAGAUAUAUAGUUUUAAAACUAAUAUGUUCUAAAAUAACCCUUUGAUGUCUUGACCUUUAGUAGUUUAGUAUACUGUAACAUACA